AUGCAGUGUACCAAUACAAGCGAUGCUUUAAUAGAUCGAACUUGUCUUCGUUUAUUACCGUUACAUCGUUAUCUACAGUAUCAAGAAAAAGCGUUUGAAAUUUUAAACGAAGAGUGGCCACAAUCCCGCGCAGUACGUUUGAGACGUUUUGAAAAAUCGUGUGAUACACUACCUACUUCGUAUGUUCUUGUGGUAGUUAAUACGCAACAAAAUUCGUUUGAUAACAACGAAGUUAUCGGAUAUUGUUAUGUUGAUCGUUUAUACGAUGGUACACAAAAUUCAUUGAGUUUGAUUAUUGAAUCUGUUGUGAUUCAACGAAAACUACGUGGCCAAGGUUAUGGUCAAAUAUUAAUGUCGUUAAUUGAAUCUGAAUUAGUAAAUGAUAAAAGUUUUGGAAUAGCAGAUAAGGCACUAUAUUUGACCACGACCGAUCAAUGUCAUUUUUAUAAAAAAUGUGGUUUUAACGAAACAACUCCACGUGUACGUUUAAAUGUGACUUCGAAAUUAUUCGAAAAUAAUCGACAUUUUAUAGAAAAUCUUUUGGCUAAUAAACAAUUUAAUGAAACAUCAUCCGACCUUAUUUUACAAAAAGGUUCAACUAUAAAACGUAUUAAAACAGUGUGGAUGAUGAAACAAUUAGAGGACCGGUCUUGCGAGCCUGUAACAAGAGGGCUAUUAACGGUAUUUAUGGCAGACAAUGGAAAUAGUGUUCGUGAAUUACUCAAAGAUACCAAUCUUCGAGCAUUAUUGAAAGUCGAUCAACAACAACAGCGUUCAGCAAUUCGUGAGAGUAUGCUAUGUUUUCAUGGUGCAUGUGAUCGAGAAGCAAGUGAAAAAAUUUUGAAAGAAAAUUAUAGUGCAAAUCACAAUAAAAAUGGCAUCUAUUUAUUGAGACAGUCGAGAAAUGAUGAAAACAAAUUUGUGUUAUCUUUAAUUAAAGACGGACAAUGUUAUCAUUAUCUAUGUCAUCAUAAGGGAAAUGGAACAUUUUUAGAUGAAAAAACAGAUUCAAUUUUUUUUUCUCUCGAAGAAUUAGUUGAAUAUUAUCAAAAUGAUGGCUCGAAGCAUUUAAAAUGUUCGUUGAGUACUCCGGUGCGUGGACAACCGCUACCGCCAUUCGCUCAAAAAUACGGUCAUUCUACUCUUUUACAUCAAGCGGCAACAGAAGGUAAUACACCGUUGCAUGAAGCAUCAUUUUUUGGACGCGAAGAUGCUGUUAAAGAAUUAUUAAACGCUGGUGCCAGCUGGAAAUUUGUUAAUAGACUCGGUUGGACGUCACUGCAUCAAGCAGCACGUGGCAACUGUCCAACAAUCAUUGAUUUACUUGUUACACGUGGACAUGCUGAUGUCGAUUGUCGAAAUUCAUCCAAUUCAUUCGCACCUAUACAUUGUGCUGCUGCAUGUAAUUUUAUAGAAUCCGUCACAACUUUAUUUGCCCACAAUUCACCGGUACGACCAUUAACAGAAAAUUUAGAAACACCAUAUGAUCUAGCAGUUAAACAUGGCGCACGCGAGUGUAUUACAAAACUUGGUACUCUACGAUCCAAACCUGCAUUAUCACGUCGUUCGAUGUAUUAUCAUGGUUUCUUGACAAAUAGACAAAUGCGAGCAAUACUAAAUUAUUUUAAGAAAAAAGAUGGCUACUUUUUUGUACGACAAAGUUCAAGUGUACCAAAUAAUUAUGCUAUUUCUCUUGUAUGGAGAAAUAAUUUAGUACACGUAAAAUUACAUAAAAAAGACAAUCAUUCUUAUUAUUUCGAUGAUCAAUUACAUUUUCAUGAUAGUCUCGAACAUGCCGUCGAUUUUUUCAUGAAAGUACACAAACAUAUUGUUAAACCAUUAUCUCCAGAGGAACACUUAGUAAAUCCAUUGAUCAACAAAAAAGUUGUGGUUAUUCAAGAUGAACAACUGACUUACGGAAAAUUACUUGGCGAAGGAAAUUUUGGUAAAGUAUACGAGGGAACUUAUCAUGAGCAACAUGGCAAAGUUGUUCCUGUUGCCAUCAAAGCACUUAAAGGUACGAUGGAUAUGAAAGCGCUUGAAGAAAUGAAAAAAGAAGCAUAUGUUAUGAAAGAAUUAAUGCAUCCAUGCAUUGUACGUUUGUAUGGUAUUGCUAAUUCCAAGAGACUUGGUUGUCUUCUUAUGGUUCAAGAACUUCUUUCAAUGGGUUCAAUGCUUGAUUAUUUAUAUAAACAUCCGGGAGGUGCUGUUCGAUCAUUAUUCAGUUCAUGGAUCACUCAGAUUAAUCACGGUAUGGCUUAUAUGGAGAAAAAACAUUUUGUACAUCGCGAUUUGGCUGCUCGAAAUAUACUUAUGCAAUCCCAGAUACGAGUAAAAAUUUCUGAUUUUGGUCUUUCGCGAAGAACAUCCAACAAUGAUUAUUACAUUCAACGAAGUGAUACUCCAAUACCGAUUGCCUGGUAUGCACCAGAAUCAUUAUUUGAAUACAAAUUUACAAGUAAAAGUGACGUAUGGUCAUUUGGUAUUACAAUGUGGGAAAUUUAUACACAUGGUCAAUACCCGUAUGAAACAAUGGAAUAUAAUGAGUUAUGUGAUUUUAUCCAACGAGGUGGCCGUCUUCCUCCUCCUAAAGGCUGCAGUAGGGCAAUUUAUAAUAUUAUGUAUCGUUGUUGGGCUCAGGAUGCACAUAUGCGACCAAGUUUUGCUGAUUUAUUAAAACUAUUUGCGACAAGACAAGAGUUUCGCGCGGCAAUUCAACAAUUUCACUCAUUAUCAUAA
Molecule: messenger RNA, 2739 nt
Organism: Didymodactylos carnosus
Lineage: Eukaryota; Metazoa; Rotifera; Eurotatoria; Philodinida; Philodinidae
Source: the annotation of a GenBank genome assembly